This is a messenger RNA of Pelagomonas calceolata, 1861 nucleotides long. Lineage: Eukaryota; Pelagophyceae; Pelagomonadales; Pelagomonadaceae. The record is from the annotation of a GenBank genome assembly.
UUUGGCCGGCCGGCACAGCGGCGCGACGCUUUUGGCCCUGCCCAGGCGAGCCUGCGAACGCCAUCGUCGCGAGGCAGCCAUUAAAAAGCGGUCCUCAGACGCCCUCGACGCGAGGUAGCGAACCAGUCGACUCCGCAAAGCCUGCCCAAGCUGACAAGGGCAGCCCCGAGACGCGCGCCGCACGCGAGUAGGACGACAGACAGCCAUGGCGCUGGCCAAGGGCAGCAUGGACGCGAGCCAGGCCGAGUUCGCGCAGCUCCAGCGCGAAUAUCGGCACAUGGAGCUCAAUCGCAAGUCGUAUGCCGACGAGUCGUACGGUGUCCUGCGGAAGCAGCAGGCGACGAUCCAGAAACUGCGGAGGGACAACGAGCGUCUCAAGGGUGAGUUGGCGGCCGAGACCCGGACGUCCACAAAAGGCCCGAACGGUCUAGAUGAAGCUAAAAGAAAUGCUCGGCUCAUGGAAGAAGUCGAGAAGUACGAACGGCACGUCUUCGACGAGACGAAGAAGCUCGAACAGUUGGAUGGUCAAAUCCACACGACGCGCGACGCGAUGAACAAGCUGCGGCGAGAGAUGGGCGGCGUGAACGCCGCGAGGGAGAACAACCAGAUGGUCGCCAAGCAAGUUAAAAUUCUGGAGAAUAGAUUGGACCAGGCCUUGGUGAAGUUUAACCAGUCUCUGGCGCAGAAUAAGAAGCUCAGGGAGGACAUCGAUGACCUUAGAAGAGAAAGGGUGGUGUUCGACUCUAUCUAUCGAAAAUUAGAAAAAGAGCUAGGCGAGAAGAAGCGCCAGAUGGCGAACGUCAUUGAGAUCUCGAACAACGCCUACGAGCACCGCGACAACUAUCAGUUGGAAAUCGCCGCGAUCGAGCAGGCGAAUCGAAGGGAGCAGGACGAGUUCGAGGCCCAGAUGGUCGAGUUAGGGAGAAUAUUGGAGACGGAAUUGAAACCGCCCGCGCCGCCGGAAAGGGCGAGGACCGCGACCGCUGGGAGUCCUUCACGUAAAAAGCGUUCGUCAGCAGAAGAGCUAGAACGGGAACGAGAAGAGCUCGCGCGGGGCGAGGAACGCGUCCAGAACUUCGAGGAGGCCUUCAACCGCAUCAAGGCCGCUACGGGCAUCGAGGAGAUUGAUGAGCUCGUGCGGCUGUUCGUGAAAAACGAGGACCAAAAUUUUUCGUUAUUUAACUACGUGACCGAACAGACGAACGAGAUCGAGAAGCUCCAGGAAGCCAUUUCCCAACUCCAGGAGGAGGAGGCCAAGUACGCGUCGCAGGGAGGUGCGGACGUCGAGAAGCACGAGCUAAUUGUGGCCGACUUGGAGAAACGGGUCCGGGAGACGGAAAGCAGCGCGGAGAAGUACGAGUCGAAGUGCGAGGAGUACCAGAAGAUCGUGGACCAGCUGAAGAAGGCCAUCGCGUCGACUUUUACGAAGACGGAAUGUCCUCGGACGGCCGCGUUUGCCGACUCAGCAGUGACGGAGAACAACAUGUUGGACUAUCUCGCUGCAAUUGAAGAGCGAGCGAAUGCGAUUAUCUCGGAUUACGCCGAGGUUAAAGUUCGGCAGCGCGAGGAGGCGCAGGACGAUUUCCAGCAGGACACCGGCCCGAUGCCUUCCGUAUUGGGUAUGGGUCCGACCACUCCGAUGGGCCAGGAUUUGAUCCACGUCAACCCGCCGAAGCUCGAGGACUAUUCGUCGGAGGAGGAGGACGACAACGACGACACGCGGCCGCUGACGCGCGACGAGAUCAAAGCCAAAACACUGACCAAGAUGUACCAACGCUCGAAGGCCGGGGACCCCGUGACGACGAAGUCGCGGAAGAAGAAGGCGUCGCGGUCGUCGUUCUAAGGGUGUUUUUGCCUAUUG